CACAGUCACAGGCCAAGGGCACGACGCGACGACGUAACCUCCGCUGCGUCUCUCUUCCUCUACCUCUCUCGCUUUGGCUCGCUCUCAAAGCCUGUGUUUGAUGGGAAGCAACCGGGCCGUUGAAGUGUGUGGAAUAUAAUCGAAAGCGAUCAAGUUCAGGUUCUUUUCAACGAAGUUGUUCUAUCAUGGGUGAUUUCACGGUUUCCAUUAGUGCCAAGCUUGUUGAGCAGCUCAUCGAUGAUGGUAAGAAGUCCAAGAAGAAACCUAAGAAAGUCAAACCUAAAAUACCAAGAGAACCUCUAAAGCCCCAAUCAAAGGUAAAGGGCGAACAGAUUUCUGAUGCUUCGGAAGUGCACAAGGGAACUGCUUCUACAGGAUGGCCACUUCAACCACCAGUGUUUCUGCCAGUCACCCCACCUGCACCCCCUGCGAAUGCUGAGUUAGAGACAAUUCGAUCUGCCAUUCAAGAAGGUGAAAAGGUGUUGGAUAAGUUGCAGACGCAGGAGGAAACCUUGGCAAAAGAAGUGACUCAGAGAGCUAAAGAUCUCCGUGAUAAGGAGUUCAAGCUCCCAUACCAGAAGCCAAUUCCUUGUAUUGUUGAAAUUGAUGCUUGCAAGGCAUGCUACAAGGAGAAUGUUAAGAAUCCAUUGAAAUGUGCACCUCUGAUACAAACUUUUGCUGAUUGUGCUCGCAGAGUUAGGCAGCAAGUGAGUUCAGCAGAUAAAUCGUAGACUUUGCAAGUCGGAAAUUCUGGGUUAUACAUGCACAAGUCAAAUUACCCUUCUGAGAGAAAUUUUUUCCUCACAACCAAACCAAAUGGUAUCUGUUAUCACCAUUAUUGUACUUCAUGCUGUGUUCUAUUCGUGUCGUCCAAGUUUUUUCCUCAGAUUAAUUUUUCACUAUGCUUCAUGGGUAAACUGUCUUACUUCAUUAGUAUAAGCUGUCAUAGUGGCAUAACAUUCUGCAACCGAACUUUCAAAAGCUUGAAUAUGGCCUUUGUUAUUUGAUGUUGAAGAACAUGCCUUCAGCCUAUUUUGAAAUGCUGUGUUAACUUACCACUGA
Molecule: messenger RNA, 1062 nt
Organism: Tripterygium wilfordii
Lineage: Eukaryota; Viridiplantae; Streptophyta; Magnoliopsida; Celastrales; Celastraceae
Exons: 2
Coding region: 186-731 (181 amino acids)
Source: RefSeq, a predicted model, not a curated record